AUGUCGCUUUACUUUGAUGCAGUCGCUGUUCUGGCGGCAUCGCCGGCUUCCGGUGGCUCGCUGAAGUCUCGGAUAUACAACUCCCGUUUGAAGUCGUCGCCACCUCAAAUAUAUGCUCUGAUCACGGAGACGACCAAAUGGAACGCGGUGCUGAAAGAGGUUGUAGACAAGUCGGGGAUUCUUGCGCACGAACCGAAGCUCACCCCCCUUCUCUCGUUGCUCUUAAGCCAUGAUCUCCUGCUGUCGAAACGGGGAAUUGCUGCUCCUUCGAGUCAUCCUCUCCGCCUUGCUGUUGAGCGGCACAAAACCAGGUUAAACGCUGAACUGACGAAAUUACGGGUUCGUCGAGGACACGCAACGGUAGAUGAGCUGCGCUCUGCUCUCAAUGCGAAUCCAGGGAGCACUGAAUUUCCCAAUCUUAGAUGGGUUCGAAUUAAUAAUGCGCGAACAACAUUGGACCAAGAAUUAAAAGAUACCUUCCGUGAUUAUCAUCAAGUGACCUCGAUCUCAGAACUUGCAACAUGUGAAGGGAAAGGGUAUUAUUUAGAUAAGCAUAUUCCUGAUUUGCUCGCAGUCGCGUCUACCUCCCAAUUACUUUCUUACCCCGCAUACAAGGAGGGAAGGAUAAUUUUCCAGGACAAGGCAUCCUGUUUUCCAGCGUUCCUGCUACUCGGAAGCGAGGCAAGGACCUGGCAUGGAAAGCUAAUCGAUGGCUGUGCCGCACCAGGAAACAAGACUACGCAUCUAGCGUCGCUACUCUCCGCGGCUGGCAACAAGAGGACUAAGAUUUACUCCCUUGAUGCAUCGCCUGCGCGAUCCAAAAUCCUACAAAAAAUGGUUGCAGUUGCAGGAGUUGAUAACCGGGUGGCCAUCCUUGCGGGACAGGACUUCCUGGCCUUAGACCCACAAGAUGCUCGAUUUACAGACGUGACGGCCCUUCUUUUGGACCCAAGCUGCUCAGGGAGCGGUAUACUCAAACGGGAAGAUGUCCCGCAACUAGAUUUACCGGAGCCGCGAUCUCGAGGCUCGGCUGCCGCCGCCACCAUCAAUCGCAAAAGAAAACGAAAAGCCGAGCCCCCACCAGCUCCGCUCAAAACAUCGUCAUCGCCUGACGACGAUGAGAGCGCGGUGGCUGCCGAGCAUGAACUAGAGGAUGGCGACAUCGACCUGGAGCGGCUUACGAAGCUAUCGAACCUCCAGGUUCAAAUCGUCGAGCAUGCAUUCAAAUUCCCGGCCGCGACCAGAAUCACCUACAGCACCUGCUCCAUCCAUGCGCAGGAAAACGAGAACGUCGUGGCGCGUCUCCUAGCCUCAUCCAUCGCGCAAGGCCGUGGUUGGAAACUCCUACCGCGAGCCGAGCAGGUGGAAGGGCUAAGGAGAUGGGAGCAUCGAGGGUGGACGUCGGGGGCGGAGGAACAGCGGCGUGACCCCCGCGUGGGCGAAGACGAGCCGUGGCGGUUGACCCAUGCGGAGAGUCAAGCGUGCUUGCGAUGCGCGCCUGGAGAUGGUGAGGGCACCGGCGGGUUCUUUGUUGCCGCAUUUACAAGAGAUCGGAACCAUAGUGGUGGCCAGAAUAGCAGUGGCGUAGCGGCUGGUUCCGACGGCUUGCGGGGGCAGCGGCGGCGCAAAGAAGACCGGCAAAGUGACGACGAUUGCGUCUACGAGGAGUGGGAAGGAUUCGAGACCGAUUAA
This is a messenger RNA of Ophidiomyces ophidiicola, 1692 nucleotides long. RefSeq lists its product as uncharacterized. The coding region runs from base 1 to 1692 and encodes 563 amino acids. The record is from RefSeq and is a predicted model, not a curated record. The transcript has 2 exons. NCBI's taxonomy places the organism in Eukaryota, Fungi, Ascomycota, Eurotiomycetes, Onygenales, Onygenaceae. Gene Ontology annotation, molecular function: methyltransferase activity. Gene Ontology annotation, biological process: rRNA base methylation. Gene Ontology annotation, cellular component: nucleolus.